CACAAGGAUAUCGCAAGCCACCGUCAACACAAGUCUGCCUUUCGCUCCCUCAUAGAAGCAGUAUUUCUCAAGUGGAUACACCCAACGUAUUACUAUCACCAUGCGACUUGACUGUCUACGUCUUGGUCUCAUCGUUGCCCACACCAUCUAUAUAAUAAUCAUCACAGUCAUCUCCUCCGUCGUCGCCGGCUCCCUCACCUUAUUCAUCCCUCACAUCAUCUCCGCCGGGAUCUGGGUCACGUACAUCCCUGCCGCUUUCAUAUCACCCAUUAUCCGCCGAAGGACCAACGUCAGGACAGUGUUUGACAGGGCUUGGGGAGAGAUGUGGUACAUUGGCGCCCAGUUGUUCCUCUGGCUUUUGAGUAUGGGUCUAUCCAUCGCCCAUCGUACUAGCUCCACCUGUGAGCGCCCUUAUCCAACCUACCCCGUUGAGUCAAUCUGGCUACAAUCGGGUGGUAUUAUCUGGGACACGGAUCGCUUCUGCCGGACCAUGAUCGCCAUGGCAGUUGAGAGUGGUAUCCAAUCUCUGCUUUUGGUAGUGUGGAUGGUGUUACUGGUGAAUAUUGUCAGUAAGGCGAAAAGAGAAGGGAGGGGAGGGUGGAAGGUCGGCGUGGCCGAGCUGUUGAGGGAUGACAAAGAGGGCAAGGGGUACAAUCUUGAGAGAGAUAUCAGCCAUGUGUAGAGUGACUGAGCUUCUGUUUGUAUGUUUGUAUAAUUUCAACUUAAUGUGUUUCGCCUAGUAUGAUAUGCCUUCGUAUAAUAUGUACCUGAUUG
Cryptococcus amylolentus CBS 6039 is the source of this 774-nucleotide messenger RNA. RefSeq lists its product as hypothetical. Lineage: Eukaryota; Fungi; Basidiomycota; Tremellomycetes; Tremellales; Cryptococcaceae. The transcript is spliced from 3 exons. The coding region runs from base 101 to 682 and encodes 193 amino acids. The record is from RefSeq and is a predicted model, not a curated record.